GCGCUGGAGGGUGGCGCUGGGCGGAGGGAGAGGACGAGGCAGCCGCGCUGGUGAUGGCGAAGAGCCGGAGUCCCCGGGCAUCUGCGCGGAGAGGCUGCGGCCGGGCUCGGGCGGGCGCCGAGACGCGAGCCGUCCGCCCCAGGUGAGGGAGCUGCCAGUGACCUCCAGCCCUGUCCAAGGACUAUGCCCACACCCCCCUGCCCCUCUCAGCCAUGGAGAGUCCCAUGUUUGACACCAUUCUGGAGACGACCGACGGGGUGACCCCUGGCCCCAGCUGGACCCUGCCCUACCCUCUGGGCUUCCAGGUCUCACUGACCGGCUUUCUCAUGCUGGAAAUCGUGCUGGGAGUGAGCAGCAACCUGACCGUCCUGGUGCUGUACUGCCUGCAGGCGGGCCUGGUCGACUCGGUCAGCAACAUGGUGACCAUGAACUUGCACGUGCUGGACGUGCUCAUCUGCGUGGUGUGCGCCCCACUCACCAUGGUGGUGCUGCUCGUGCCGCCCGACCGGGCCACCACCCUGCUGUGCUGCUUCCACGAGGCCUGCAUCACCUUCAGCAGCGUGGCCACCGCCACCAACGUGCUGGUGAUCAGCCUGGACCGCUACGACAUCUCCGUGCGCCCCGCCCAGCGCGUGCUCACCCCGGGCCGGGCCGUCCUGCUCCUGGCCGGCGUCUGGGUGCUGUCCUUGGCGGUCUUCUUCGUGCCGUUCCUCGAGGGGGAGUUUGGCCACGCCAGCACGUGGCAAAACCGCACAGUGCUCUGCGUGGGCCCGGAGGAGUUCCACGCUGAGCUGGGCACCUCCUAUCACCUGGCGAUCCAGAUCCCCACUUUCUUCGCUGCGGUGGCCGUCAUGCUGGUGACUUACGCCAAGAUCCUGCAGGCUCUCAACAUCAGCAUCGGGAGCACCUUCAAGCGCAGCCAGCGCCGCAAGACCAAGAAAAGGAAGCGGCGGAAAUCGACAGAGCCAAGCAGCAGCGUGGCAGGUGGAGGGGAGGCCAAGCGGCGCUCUCAGCUGGUCCCCGCCCUCCCGACGCCACCUCCCAUAGGGGUGCAAGCUUCUGUCUCCGUGAUCAUUGCACUCCGGCGGGCAGUGAAGCGCCACCGUGACCGGAGGGAGCGCCAACGGCGAGUCUUCCGCAUGUCCUUGCUCAUCAUCUCCACAUUCCUCCUGUGCUGGGCACCCCUGUCCAUCGCCAACCUGAUCAUCCUGUGCCUCGGGCCCAGCCCCUUGCUGGGCAAGCUGCGCGUCUGCUUCCUGGCCAUGGCCUACGGCACCACCAUCUUCCACCCUCUCCUGUAUGCCUUCACACGCCAGAAGCUGCGCAACGUGCUGCGCAGCAAGCUGAAGAAGCGGGUGGUGUCGGCACUGCAGGUGGACCCUGCACCGGGGGGCACGGUCAUCCACAACUCCUGGGUGGAGCCGCCACGCAAAAGUUGCAAGGGCCGGCCACGGGGUAGCGACGGGGCCGAGCACUGCCUGACCGAGGCCACAAAGGAGUGAGGCGUAGGUGCGGUUGCCCUCAAAACGGCUGCCUAGCGUGAUGGGUGGGGGUCCGACUGCACUGCCUCACCCCAGCCGGUGAACAGUGAGUGCCAAACACUGGGACCACUGAGGAGCGAGGGGCAGGCACAGGGCUCGCACCAAGGUCACCGGGCAUCACGGAACCGGUGCUACCCCUCAGUUUGAAGCCACUGCGGAGAUGAGCAGGGGCGAGCGAUGUCGUACCGACCGGUGAGGGCCAGCCAUCAACUCCUCACUGAAACCGCAAUCGUUUCCAUGCCGGGUGCGAUACUGAUCCCCCACAAAGUCCCCUGUCCCCAAAGGAUGAGACCUUCCAGUCGCCGAUGCCAAAACCGAUCAGAGGUGGAAGAUGAAAGCUGAGGCCUGCCGUUCCAGGGCACUGGCCAAUUCCCCACACUCAGACCCACAAGUAUUGCCUCUUCCGUUUAAUGUUUAUAUUGUGCCAAGAAUUGUGCUUGAGUAGCCAAUCACAUGUGCUCCCUUAUAUAUAGGACUGCCAAGCCUAAAUAGUAAGUGAGCAAGUGCCCCAUGUGACCCAAGCAGCUAACAUCCCUCCCUGUAGUGCCUGCCAAGCACAGGAAGGCCUGCACAAGUUCCCUUCUGCGGGAAGAAGAGAAGGCCUGGGACGCAUUGGUGGGGGAAACCCAGCCUUUGGGAAGGGCCGAGGUUAGCCUGAGCCUCAUGUGGGUCUCUUCCCCACUACACUGCUGUGUGUCCUGUCCCCGAAACCCCCCAGAGCAGGGCGUUGUGCAGUGUUCUGGCCCAAAUGUGCCAGGUCCUGCCAUCUCCAGAUACCACUAAGGCUUUUCACAGAGAGCAGGUAUUCCAGUGACCCAAGUUGGGGCUUGUGUCCCAUGACUUUCUGCAAAAACCUCUGGUAGGCUGUGUCCCCACACUCCGCACUUCCAUAGUGGGACCAGUUUCCUAACAUCCUGCUCAAAAAAGCCUUGGUGCAGAGAUGCUAUUUUCCCCUCCUCUCAUCCAUCAUCGGUGGCCGCUGGCUCCCCAUGUCGGAUCCUGGGUCUGGCCAUUUUACUGGCUCCGAAAAUUUUCAACCGUUCCAAAUGGUAGCAGCUCCAGGAACGAGAAAUGGACCACUCAGGGGGACAGGGGCCGUUGCCAAAGGCAGACGUGCCCUGGCUCUGGCUGCGUCGCAUCCGGUAAUCUGUGGCCUCAAGGGCUCCUCUGACAGAACUGUCCCAGGGCACUUGCUUCCUGAGGCAAGGCGGCCACCCCUGCCCACCCCACACAGGGCAUCCGCUGGCCUGGCAGCUGCGUCUGGGGGCCACAGGCUCGUGCAGGAGACGCGAGGGGCACAGUAAGGCGCUGAUGCCCUACCCUGCCCCGGUGGCUGCUGCCUGCAGUGGUUGCCUCACUCUGCCUAAUGGUGGACUCAGCUCUGGAUGGGCCAUGACCAGAUGGGCAGAAGGGAAGAACUAGGCCCAGAGUUUCGUACCAGCACUUUGCGGGCUCUUUGGCCUGUGAGCUCUUAGCAGAUGGCGCUGGUGGCUCCAAUGUCUGUGGAGCAGAGUCACAAUCCAGGUUCCAAUCUGGGCUAUUAAGGAGCUACCCAUGGUACUGAGCCUGGUUUUGGGCUAGGGUUCAGCACCUUUCAAAUUCCGACUGAAAUCCAGAGUGGAUGCACCGCCCUGCUUGAUUUUGGAUCCGCCCGGCUCCAUUGGCCCCUGGGAAUAGCUUGAUCCCAGAAGGCAGGGUGUGCAGUUUCAAUUUCAGAGACAGUCUUGGGGUCAAACAAAAUGAUUGGCAGUUGGGUACAGUGGCUGAAGUUAGGGGGAGGAGGUGUGGCAGGUGUGGGACCCCAGGUGGGCCAGUUUUAGUCUGUGGGUCUGAGGUUUGCUAGCCCUGCUCUCAGCAGAGGGAAUGUGCAGGUUCCUUCUCACUCUCCAGGGCUGCCACAAACCCCCAGCAGAGACAAGCUGCAGUCCUAAAUACAGCAGGGAAUAUGUCCCACUUAAUGUACUUCUUACCACCUCUGAGUAGACAUAAAUAGGAUUGCACUGUCAGGCACAUAAAAAAUACGCAGCACUGCCAAAGAACCUAAGACAUGCGUACAGACAUACCAAACCAUCCAAACCACAAGAGAGUGUUUCCCAGCUGAUAUACUGUGGGUAGUCAGGGGAAAGGAGAAGAAAGCACUCAAAGUGGCUCAGCAGCUACAAAUAUGCCCCUACUGCUUUCUGGGCACCUGAAAAAGACUGAAUUGCUGCCCCUGGGUGCCAUCUCUCCCUCACGGUUUUGUAGAAGAGAUGCUCGGGCCCCUGGCUCUUGAGCAGCCAAGGGUGAGAGAGGCAGACAGUGGUCUUAAGAGUGCAGAAUCUCUCUGAGUAGAUGAAUCUCUGGGAAAACCGCUCUCACGGUCCUGCAUUGUUGUUCCUUUGCUUUGAGCUUCCUAAAAAUUGACCCUAGACCUGUUUCUUACAUGGACAGACAGACUUCCACUAUACACAGAGCCAUACAGAAAUUCACACCAAUGGGCUGCUGCCUGCUCAUCCCUCACAAAUUUGCUUCCUUUAUCGACACUGAAUGCAUCUAUAGAUAUCAAUAAAGGCCUGAAUAUGUCUGAAGUAA
This is a messenger RNA of Varanus komodoensis (Komodo dragon), 4112 nucleotides long. RefSeq names its product G-protein coupled receptor 22-like. Gene Ontology annotation, cellular component: membrane. Gene Ontology annotation, biological process: G protein-coupled receptor signaling pathway. The coding region runs from base 213 to 1502 and encodes 429 amino acids. Lineage: Eukaryota; Metazoa; Chordata; Lepidosauria; Squamata; Varanidae. The record is from RefSeq and is a predicted model, not a curated record. The transcript is spliced from 2 exons. Gene Ontology annotation, molecular function: peptide binding; G protein-coupled receptor activity.